Molecule: messenger RNA, 534 nt
Organism: Lactuca saligna
Lineage: Eukaryota; Viridiplantae; Streptophyta; Magnoliopsida; Asterales; Asteraceae
Source: the annotation of a GenBank genome assembly
AUGAAAAUUCAACAGAGUAUUGACAAGAACAAGGGUAUUCAUGCUCAGGAGAUGGAGUUAGCAAUUCAGCAACUACUGAUCAAAGUCAAGAAGCUUAACCUUGUGUCGUUAGUUGGUCCAUCUAGACCAUCCUACUCAACAAGAAUAGGUGCUCCCAAACAAUCCAAAAUCACCAUGUUUCUUCUUCCUUAUGGUACUAGGUACAUCAACAACAAACUACCAACGGGUGUUGAACCAGUUCAAUAUAUGUUCAUUCGGGAACCAGAGCAUGGAAUUUUCUAUCUUUACAGUCAACAUCACAUGUGCUUUCAACACACUGAUGAUCUUCCUGCUACUCAUACUGAACAUUUGUUUCAUCUUCGUUUUGAAGGACUUGGCCAUUUUGAAAUAGAAAGAGGAUACCAUGGGCUGAUCUCUUUAGAACUUAGUAAAAGAUUGCAAGAGCUUCAAAUUGAUGAAUUCAGAUGGACUAACUUUAAGAUUUUGAAAGAAUUUGAUAAGCUCUAUGAUGGUUCUUCUGAUGAAUCUAAGUAG